Messenger RNA from Micropterus salmoides (largemouth bass), 11790 nucleotides. RefSeq names its product Ral GTPase activating protein catalytic subunit alpha 1 (gene ralgapa1). Gene Ontology annotation, biological process: positive regulation of GTPase activity; regulation of small GTPase mediated signal transduction. NCBI's taxonomy places the organism in Eukaryota, Metazoa, Chordata, Actinopteri, Centrarchiformes, Centrarchidae. The coding region runs from base 356 to 8554 and encodes 2732 amino acids. The record is from RefSeq and is a predicted model, not a curated record. Gene Ontology annotation, cellular component: nucleus; cytoplasm. The transcript has 45 exons. Gene Ontology annotation, molecular function: GTPase activator activity.
CCUCCCUCCUCCGCCAUGAUGUUUUCAGCGGAGCUAGCUAACCAGCUAAUUUAGCCUUCAGGCUGCAGACUGUUGUGGAAACGGGGUGCGAUGGAUGGAUGCUUUGCCCCGCUAUGUUUUACAAAUCUGCUGUAGUUUAAACAGAAUGCGCUUUCUCCGACUAAAUUUACCCCUCGGUAUAAUCCGCGCUGUUGUGGAGGGCAGCUAUUUCGCAGUGCAGCGUUAAUAAAUGAUCGAGGAGCCACGGAUUUUCUUAUAGUUUGAAGAUUAACGCUGGCUGAGGCUAUUUAAGUGGCUACACAGCUAGCUCCUCCUUGCUGUCUACCAUCGCAUUCUUGUGUCUCCUGCCCCAGGAAUGUUCUCCAAAAAGCCUCAUGGGGACGUUAAAAAAUCAACACAGAAAGUGUUGGACCCAAAGAAGGACGUGUUGACGAGGCUGAAACAUCUCAGAAUAGUCAUAGAAAACGCAGAGCCUUCAGAGCUGAAACAGUUCUUCGACCUGAACUACUCCCAUAUCUACUAUGUCUUCUUUGAGAACUUUGUCACCAUUGAGGUCAGCCUCAAGCAAAAAGGUCACAAGUCUCAGAGGGAGGAGCUGGACUCAAUCCUCUUCAUCUUUGAGAAAAUCCUCCAGCUCUUGCCAGAGAGAAUCCAGAGCCGGUGGCAGUUCCACAGCAUCGGGCUGAUCCUAAAGAAGCUGUUGCACACUGGGAACUCUCUGAAGAUCCGUCGUGAAGGUGUGCGCUUGUUCUUGCUGUGGAUGCAGGCGUUACAGAGUAAUGCAGAGCGUGAGCAGCUCUGCAUGUUUGCCUGUUUGAUUCCUGGCUUCCCAGCUCCACUCUGCCAUGGGACCCCACGCACCCUGGACACCCUGAUCAACACGCCGCUGAGUUUAACAGAGACUCAGGUUACCCCAGAAGAGAUCACUCCAUUGGUUCCCCCCCAGUCUGGUGACAAGAACCAGGAAGACCUCACUGCUUACUUUUUAGAAGCUUUACUCAAAUACAUGGUAAACCAGGCUAAGUCACUUGAGUGGCGCUGUAAAGAGAACCAUGAACGUGGUUUCAGCUUCCUCUUUGGUCACUUCAGGAAGUUUUACCUUCCUCACAUCUUUCCCAACUUCGCCAUGGAAACCAACCUCUACAACCCAAUACUGGACGUGCCUCCGAUGCGUCCUAAGCCGUACUACAGCGUGGUGCGCAGGGAGCAAGACGGCGGUGAAACGCUGUACUGCACCAAGGAGAGCUUCCUUCAGGCCCGAGUCAUCUUCAUCCGCUGGCUGGUUUCUUUCUGGCUCGAGCCACGAACGAGCACACAAACACACAUCCCAGGAACAGAGGGAGAGAAUGUCCCCAAGAACAUACAGCGAGCAGCAGCCGGACUGGCAGCUCGCUCUGCAGGCAGCUCAGAUGACAGCAGCGGAGGUGGGAUUCGGUCUGACAGCCACCUGGAAGGUAGCGGGUGCUCAUCUGGAUCAGGCGGAGGCAGCAUGGGGAUAUCUAUGGGUCCGGGAGCUGGGGGUGAGCCUGAACAAAGCCACUCCAACACAUCCACUUUGACUGAGAGGGAGCCCAGCUCCUCCUCACUCUGCUCCAUGGAUGAAGAGCAGCUGACGGACAUGGAGGUGGUGAGAAGAGUGCUGACCUGCUCCAGAACCAACGUCAACUUUAUCACUGAGAUCUUUAGACAGGCGUUUCUCCUUCCCAUGUGCGAAGCUGCAGCGAUGCGUAAAGUGGUCCGUGUUUACCAGGAGUGGAUCUCCAUGGAGGACAGGCCAGUGUUUAUGAAGGAGCCAGAGGAGGGCCCCUACCCCAUAGCCACAGCCAGCAGCCUGGAUUCAGGCUCUCAGCUCGGAGACAAAGACGAUGAGGGAAUGAACAAAGUGAUUGACAGUGAAUUGCUGGAGUACAGCGUUCAUGCUGGUGUUCAGACUACCCUGCAGGUGUUUAUCACACACUCCUCCAACGUUUUCCUGUUGGAGCCAGCCAACGACAUCAAGAUCCUUUUAGAGGAGCAUGUUGACAUGUGCAAGCGAGUCCUGAACAUCUACCGCAGCCUUGUCAUGCAUGAGACCAUGGACCAGAAAACAUGGGAGCAAGUCUUACUGGUUCUGCUCAGGGUGACCGAGUCAGUGAUGAAAAGACCUCCAUCCAUCAUGCCCCAGGGCAAGAAGAACAACACACUGUCAGGCAGAUUGGCUGGACCUAUCUUUCAGACGCUUAUAGUAGCCUGGAUAAAGGGGAACUUAAAUGUCUACAUCAGCAGAGAACUGUGGGACGACCUUCUCUCCGUCCUCUCCUCUCUUACUUGCUGGGAUGAACUGGUCACAGAGUGGUCGCUUACCAUGGAGACCCUCACCAAGGUGUUGGCCAGGAACCUGUACAGUGUUGAUCUGAAUGAGCUGCCUCUGGACAAACUCAGUGAACAAAAACAGAAGAAACAUAAAGGAAAAGGCAUUGGUUCGGAGGGCCAGCGACAGAUUGUGGAUCGUUCCUUCUCUAAAGGCUGGAGCAGAGACCAACCAGGCCAGGUGGCAGCCAUGAGGCAGCGAAGCGCCACCACCGCUGGCUCACCAGGCAUUGAAAAGGCCAGGAGUAUUGUUCGCCAGAAGACUGUAGACCUCGAGGAUCCGCCAAUCACGCUGACAUCCCUCACCAGGUUGCGCCACUCCUCCCAGAGCGACGAGGCCCCUCCCACCUCCUGUUCUGAAGUCUUCCAGGGAGGGGCGUGUGACCUCGAUCCCCCGGCCCCUUCCUCCCUGGCAAGGAGCAGCAGUGCCUCUGACAUCAUGGAGCCUUUCAUCGCAGAGCGGGUCAAAGGUGAAGACCCCCAGAGGGAUCCCACUUCAUUCCCGAAUCCCCACCACCACUCCACAACUUCUUCCUUACUCGUAGCCAGCAGCCACGCAGCUCAACCACUCUCACACCCUUUCUCCCCCCCCUCUCCCACCCCUUUUUCCUUCUCCAAUGGUGGUGUUUCCUUGUCUACAGAGGAUGAGGGUAGUGUUUAUGACCAGUUCUGGCACCAGAUUGGCUCUCGCAGCCAGGGUUCUGGUUCUGAUUGGGUAAGCGACUGGGAUUCUGCCUUCACCUGUUCGUCUGAAAAGGAAAUCAAUAUAGUGGAGGGUGAAAUGGGGGCUGGGGAAGAGGAGGAUGAUUUGUUUUCCUCUAUUAGGGACUACCUCAUACUCAAAGGAGGUGAGAGGAAGGAGGAGACCAGAGAGAGCGAUAGUCCUGGUCACGUACUAGUAAACAAUGUUGCAGCGUCACCUGUACCUGUGCAAACAGGGGUAGCUAGAACACAAAUGGAAUACACAGGACAGGCAGGACAGGCGAGACAGGUGGUGAGAGAGGACAGACAGGUAAGUAAAUCUGUGAGACAUAGCAGUGUGGAUUCAACAGAGGAGAAUGAGGCAGAACAGCGAAGCAUCUAUGAGUGCCUGGAGCUGCAGUGUCAGUGGCCAUCACCCAAUGCUAAGGGUAGUGCUAGCUUAGAGAGACACACGGGGGAGAAAAAGGGAGGAGGAAAUACUGGAAGUGCAGCUGAAUGGGAAGGGAAAUGUGACAUGUGGGGGGAAAUAGGAGAUGAGAAACAGGAUGAUAAAGAAGCAGCAGCAAAAGAGAGGUCCAGAUUAAUUAGACAAGACACUAUCACAGUAGAAUCUAGCACUGAAUCAAAUCAAACAUCAGACCCAACUAAGGCCAAGAUGUACCGUAGCAUCACCAAAAGGCAUUCUGGGGGGGUUCAUGUCAGCUUUCGGCCCUCAACUGAAUCAGUCCAGUUUCACAACCCUCUUGAGAGUAAAGAAGCCCAUUGGAAAGCCAGGCUUCGCCGCCUCAGUCACUUCCACACUCACAGCCACUCAGCUGGGGAGAGGCCUGGGGCCGGAGCUGGGUCGAAGCUAGGAGCAGGGGGUGCAGGUAAGUUGGGCUCUGUGGCUGGAGUUAGCCAUAGAGCAGGGGCACAUGAGAAAUUAUCCUCUGGGACUUUUACGGUUAUCAGCGGGCCAGGGAACACAGCGAUUGACGGAGACCUGGAAAACAGGGCUUGUUCUGGAGGGGACAAGGACAAGCAACAUCCCGGAUCCUGUGUGGGAUCCAGCCUGGGCACUGAAGGUCACUCAGAGGUGUUAUCAAGCAGUUCAGGUUUCUCUGGCGUGUCGUCAGGGGUGCGUGGCCGUUUGGGGCGUUCUGCCUUGCGAUCUCGAGCCUCCCGAUCACGCUCCCAGGAGCCAGGCAGCACUGCCUCACGACACCAGGGGGCUCUCCUUGGUGGCGUCUAUAAGACUGUGGUCCACGCUCUGUCCUCAAAGCCCCGGCCCCGGGGUCAGGGUUCAUCCCAAGGCUCGUCGCCACAGCGGCAGGCCCGGGCUUCCAUGGGUGACGCAUCACUAAGAGACCUCUACUCCCAUGUCCUGGGCUACUUUGGACGAAAGACGACUACGCCAGUCAACAAAGAGGAAGUGGUCCAGAAGGCUCGUCCAGUGUCCACCGAUGUAGGAAGCAGCAACCCGAACUUCUCUGACCUCAUGGAUGAGUUUAUCCAGGAGAGACUGAGAGCCAAAGGAACAGCAGGCCGCCGUGGCAGCAGCCCGGGGAGCCUGGAGGUUCCCAGGGACCUGCCGGAGCUCCUAGAGGCAGGUCAGAGUCCUGGAUCACGGCCCUCAGAUGACCCCCGUCCUAUUGACGAUCCAGGGGUUCCUUCUGAAUGGACGUCACCUGCAAGUGCCAGUGGUUCAGAUGUCAUCAGCUCAGACAGCCAGUCGGACUCCUUCAAUGCCUUUCAGUACUCCACCUGCAAGUUUGACAAUUUUACUUUCAGUUCAGAAGCAUGUGGAGGAGGAGUUGGAUCUGGAGGAGGAGGUCGAGGCAGCUCACUGGACCAGGACAGCUUGGGUGGGGGCGUCGCCUGUGAAGAACAUGAAGUCGCCAGUUUAACAACACUUCACCUCGACUCGGAGACCAGCAGCCUCAGCCACACUGUCACUGUUACCGGUUCUGAGAGCGCGUCUCCCAUGCAUUCCCUUGGAGGCUCUCGCUCCCAGACUCCCUCCCCUGCCACGCUGACAGCAGAGCACACACACUCCCACUCACACACACACCUACAGCUGGACCAGAAGCUUCACAACUCUGUCCUGCAGACUCCCGAUGACCUGGAAACCAGUGAGUUCCCUAGCGAGGACUGCAGUGUGAUGGCAGGUGGCUCUCUAACUGGAUGGCACGCAGAUGUUGCCACGGUAAUGUGGCGGAGGAUGCUGGGUAUCCUGGGGGAUGUCAAUAGCAUCAAAGACCCAGAGAUCCAUGCUCAGGUCUUCGACUAUCUCUGUGAACUGUGGCAGAACCUGGCCAAGAUAAGAGAUAAUUUGGGCAUUUCUCUGGAUAACCAGUCAUCUCCCCCGCCCCCUGUUCUAAUCCCACCCCUGAGAAUCCUCACCCCCUGGCUUUUUAAGGCCACCAUGCUGACAGAGCGUUACAAGCAGGGGAAACUUCACGCCUACAAGCUGAUCUGCAGGAUCAUGAAGAGACGGCAAGAUGUUUCCCCAAACACAGACUUUCUCACACACUUCUACAACAUCAUGCACCAAGGACUGCUGCACCAAGACCAGGACAUCGUGAACACCAUCAUAAAGCACUGCAGUCCCAGGUUCUUCAGUAUCGGUCUACCUGGAGCCACCAUGCUGAUCCUGGACUUCAUAAUUGCGGCUUCUAGAGUCACCGCCUGCUCAUCACUCAAUGCUCCAAGAGUAGAGGCCCAGAUUCUGCUUGGAUCUCUAGUGUGUUUUCCCAACUUGUAUGGGGAGCUUCCAGCCCUCCAUCCCACCACAGCUGAUGUGGUGCUUACCAAGUUCCCUGACGUCAAGGAGCAUGUUAUCAAAACCAUCCUGACCUCUGCUAGGGACGAACCCUCUGCUCCUGCUAGGUGUGUGGCUCUGUGUAGUCUGGGUAUCUGGCUGUGCGAAGAGUUGGCUCAUGGCACUCAACAUCCACAGAUAAAAGAUGCUCUAAACGUCAUCUGUGUUACCCUGAAGUAUCCCAAUAAGAACGUGGCACUGGUGGCGUCAGACAUCCUUCAUCUCCUGAUCAGUCAUGUGGAUCAUCUUCAAAAAUUUCCCCCUGAUACUCCAAAGAAGAUUGUAGAGAUUUUGAUCGCCACCAUCACAUACUUGCUGCCCACUACCGAGUCGUCACCUCAUGAACUGGAUAAGAGGCUGGUAGUGUCCCUCCUGCUGUGUCUGUUGGACUGGGUGAUGGCUCUGCCUCCAAAGACUCUUCUACAACCUGUUCAAUCACGAAGCCCCCCAGAGAGGGACCAGCCUACAAAGACUCUGCUCAGCUGUAUUUAUAAGGUAUUGCAUGGUUGUGUGUAUGGAGCCCAGUCUUUCAACAGUCCCAAGUAUUACCCGCUGCAGCUGUCGGACCUGUUGAGUCCAGACUACGACCCAUUCCUGCCAUUAGAGAGCCUCCGAGAACCAGAACCACUGCACAGCCCGGACUCAGAACGCUCAAGCAAACUACAGCCUGUCACCGAAGUUCGUAGCCGUAUUCAGCAGGGCCUGGUUUCCAUCGCAGCCAGAACAGUUAUCACACACUUGGUCAAUCAUUUAGGACAUUAUCCAAUGUCCGGAGGGCCUGCUACUCUGUCUAGUCAGGUGUGUGAAAACCAAGACAACCCGUUCUGUGAGAGUGCAGAUCUUGGACCAGAGCUUUUCCAUUCACCAAACCUACAGUUUCUGGUUCUGAACGGCUCCACACUGCUCUCAGUGUAUCAGAUCCGAUCAGAGUCUGGUGUACCAGGAGGUGGAAUGACAGCUGGUUUGUCCUCCGCUCCUGCUUGUGUUCGUGUCAUCAUCCGAGAUGUAGCUGGAAAACACUCCUGGGAUUCUGCUGUUCUCUACGGGCCUCCACCUUGUACCCCAAGCAGCCCAGCAAACACAUUUUUGUCACACACACAAUCGCCUCACACCGCCAAUCUUCAUUUACGCACCCCACCAGGAGGUCCACCAGAAAAGAUGGGAGUGAAGAGAGAAGACAGCGAAGAGGAGGGGCAGGAGGAGAGUGAGGCAGAGGAGGGAGGAAGAGAAAUGGAGGGUGAAAGGCAAGGGUUUCAGGGAGAGGGGGAGGGGGAAGGAGAGGAGAGGAAAGUCAGUGAGGAGGAGGAUGGAGAUCGAAGAACAGGUGAAGGGGAAGGGGAGGAGGAGGAGGAGGAGGAGAAGGAGCUUAGUUUGGAUGGGGAGGGGGAUCGGGGGGAGUCAGGUUUAGAACAGCUUCUAGCUCCGCCACUGGCUAAACGUGUGUGUCGGGAGGCAGUGCCAGCAUGGGAUUUGCUGAGUGAGGGAGACGAUUCACUGGAUGAAAUGCUGCAGUACCUGGGAUACUCGAGUCCUGAGUGUCUACAAAGAGCAGGCAUGCCACUCAAUAUCCCAGCCCCUCCUCCAGCGUGUGUUUCAGAGAAGCAGGAGAAUGAUGUGAUCAAUGCCAUUCUGAAGCAGAGCACUGCUGAAAGGGAGUUCGUCCUUAAUAGAGGUGAGGAGUUGAACAUGAGGGCAGUGCAGCAGACUGAACCAGAGACUGAGACACCGCAGUCAGCCUUCUACUACUGCAGACUGCUGAUCAACAUACUGGGACUCAACUCCUGGGAGAAGAGGAGUAACUUUCAUUUGUUGAGGAAGAAUGAGAAGUUGCUGAGAGAGCUGAAGAACCUGGACUCACGGCAGUGCCGUGAGACUCAUAAAAUAGCAGUAUUUUAUGUGGCUGAGGGCCAAGAGGACAAACACUCCAUACUCACCAACACAGCGGGUAGCCAAGCUUAUGAAGACUUUGUCUCUGGACUGGGCUGGGAGGUGGAUCUCACUACUCACUGUGGCUUCAUGGGAGGUCUCCAGAGGAAUCGCAGUACAGGCCAGACUACACCUUAUUACGCCACCUCCACUACAGAGGUCAUCUACCACGUCUCCACCCGCAUGCCCCACGACCAGGACCAUAACCUCACUAAGAAGCUGAGACACCUGGGUAACGACGAGGUCCACAUUGUUUGGUCGGAACAUUCUAGAGACUACCGUCGAGGGAUCAUCCCCACUGAGUUUGGAGAUGUGCUAAUUGUCAUCUACCCCAUGAAGAACCACAUGUACUCCAUUCACAUACUCAAAAAACCAGAGGUUCCAUUCUUCGGUCCGCUGUUUGACGGGGCCAUAGUGGACAUGAAGAUUUUGCCCACCAUGGUCAGAGCCACAGCUAUCAAUGCCAGUCGAGCUCUCAAGUCCCUCAUUCCCCUUUACCAGAACUUCUAUGAGGAGCGCGCACGAUACCUAGAAACCAUCGUGCAGCACCACCAGGAGCCAACCACAUUUGAGGAUUACGCGGCCCGAGUCUACAGUCCUGCUCCCUGCACACACCUGCCCUCUGACACAGGCUCCUGCCUAGAGAUUCUUCGGGGAGAAAGUCCGGCUCUUGGGGAGGCCGGGAGCGACUCGGCAUCCCCCAUGUCUCCUCGGACUAGCAAGAGCCGCAUGUCCAUGAAGCUGCGGCGCUCCUCUGGAUCGGCCAAUAAGACUUAAGCUCUCAACACUACAUGGACCAUUCUGAAAAGACACUUCAUGUCUGGUCAAACAAUCAGACUUUUAAGUCUCUCUUGAGGAAAUCUGGUCUACAAUUGUACUUAAAAGAAAUCAAACAUGACACAUUAAAUUUAACUGUUGAUAGGUGGUGUUCCCAAGAAUAAGUGUAAACAUCAGGGAGGUCAGUAAAAUUUCAUCCCAUCUCCCCCAGCAUGCUGCGGAGCUGAUUGAACACCGGCUUAUUAUGUACAUUGUACACAGUUGUACUCUCAAAAACACAUAGUAUUCUGUGGACUAUAUUAUACUGUAACUUAAUUUUGAAACUGCUCACAGCUACUGAAUAUAUCCUUAGCUUUGCUUUCCAAAAAACUACAGAAACCAGCUGAACCAGUGGAUCCUAAGCAGUGCAGUAUUAGUUCAGAAUAAUCUGUGCCAUGUUAGAAAUUGCCCAAACUCCAUAAGCAGAACCGCAAAAAGCUUGUGUGCCACAUUAUACACGGUUCUUCGUGGAGAACGCAUUAAAUGAGAUAAAACUGCUGAACAAAGAGAAAACCAUGUGUUGUUGAACAUUGCUUUGGAGAAUCUGUAUAUUUGUACUAUAGUCAGUGUGUGUACAGACAGAAAUAUGAGUUUUGAUAUAAAAAGAAUGAAUCCCGAGUGAUUGCACCUGUAGUGUUGCAUGGAGAAAGCAGGAUAAAAGUCUAUUUUUGUUCUCAGUACUGCAUUAGGCCUAUAACGAUAAGGGCAGGAGUCAGUUUCUAUUCAGUCCUCAUAUAAUGUAAAUAGAAACUCAUACAUUUACUAACAAUUUUAAAAAAAGUGUAUGUGGCAACGCUCUCUAGCCAAAAAUUUCUGUGUGUGUGAAUCUAGAAGAAAAUCCCCUGCUUGAACUCAUGGGACUGAAAGCUCACCCUUUUGUGAUGCGAUGUGAGAAACAGUGUUAAAGUAAUGAUGGAGGGAUUGUUUGUCUUUCAUAAAGGAGAGGAAGGUGCUUUGUAAAAAAAAUAUAAACAAGACAUACUGAUAAAAGAGGAAGCACUUGUUAUAGAAAAGUUUAGUAGUAAAGUUUAGUUUUCAUUUCUUUCUUUUUUUUUUUUGCUCAUGCUGUAAAACAUGAACAAGCACUGAUAUUCAUUGCAUUUACUUUACUUCUGUUUUCUUCAUUUUUGCAAAAUUGACUGUAAAAUGUGAUUUGACCUGAAGAAGAAUGUUUCUGUUUAAGUUCGGUGUCGCUUCAUCAUCUGACCACAGCUUUUCUUCCUUUUUUCUUUUGACUAAUUCUGUAUAUCUAUAUAUGUUUGAGUGUGUAUUUUAUAUAUAUAUAUAUAGUAGAUAAAUUAAUAUCUAUAAGAAUGUGUACAGUGUGAGGAGGCUUGUUGUGUGUAUACUUUUAUGUGAGAAUAGCUGCCAAAGCCAAACUGUGGUUAAACUUCAGACAUAUCUGCUUAAAAUGGGUUGACACUACAAACUUUUAUGCUUCGACAUUUUCAUAACCGGUUUGCACUUAAUUCUCCAGGAAUUUGAAGGUAAUUUUGUUUUAGCUUAUGUACUCUUUUUUUUUUUUACUGUUGAUAUAUAUAUAUAACCAUGGUACCAUUGUAAGAUUGGGGAAAUUAGAGGAAAAAAAAAAUAUAUAUAUAUAUUAUACUUUUCCUCCUUUUUUUUGUUGUUUGACAUAUUACUAAAUGAGGCCCAGUGUCUCUCAAGGCAGGGUUAGUUGUGGGCUGUUAUUGGUUAUUAAUUUUCACCACCUUAGUGGGGGCAGGAGGAAGAAAAGCAAGGUGUACAAAAGAUGGACACUAAAGAUACAAGGCCAAAGAAGGGGAGAGAUGUCAACUUAGUAGAUAUAAAUGGUUUUGUGCUUUGUUCAGUCUUCUUUUUUCUUUUUUUUUUACUCCGCUCUUAUAUUUAGACUCAUGCCCAGUUCCAGUUCUGGAUGGAGGGGAGACGCAUGUAAUAACAAUCCGCACAAAAUUUAACACUACCAUUGUAUGUAUUUAACGUCCUCAUUUCAGCACUCCUUAUGUCCAGUCAAUUCAAAUAAAAACUGACAAGGUUUUAUGUCACAGCCAUGGUUUUCCAGUGUUCAUCUGGAUUGAACGUUCUUCCAAUUAUUUUACAUGAUACGGAUUUUUUCUCCCCGCGUCUCCCUAAUUUCCUUUUUCCGCAGCCUGAUCCCUGGUAAAGGAAACAUACAUAUGCGAUAGAAAAAAAUAGAUCUGAGUUUAAGGUUUUGCAUUAUGCUGAACUACUUGAAGUAAGUGUAUUCACAGCUGUAUUUUCUGUUACUGUUUUAUUUUUUUAGCCAUAGAUGCUCUGUAGAGAGGAAAGGUAUUGUAAGACUUUUUUCCUUUAUUUUGACCCAUCCAUGGGGUUGAAAUGGUUAACUUUUACAUAUUUGCCAUUGUAAAAUGAGGUCAAAUUCAUGUUUUGUCACUUUGUUUGUGAAUAUUUGAAGUCAGCUGAGAUUUGAGUUGUUCCUUUUAAAUUAUUGCUGUUACAAUAACUGUUAUUGCUGAGGUUGAAGCACCGCUGAUUGAUUGAGGCUGUAGUAGCCCCACUGCACUCUGGGACAGAUCUAUACAUGCUGUAUAUGGACUACAGCCCACCUGCCAGUCACCGGCUGUUGGCUUGGUUACAUCCUGAAAACACUUUGACAACCUGAAACUGUUUGAGGUACAGCCUAAACCCCGUCAAAGUACCUAAACCACACAGCAACACCCUGUUCACACUUCUUUAUACUCACUGGAUUAAAAUACCAGGGAGUCCACAUGAUUACUCAAGUCAUGAUGCUGCUUUUUAUGUCCCAUGGAAAACAUGGGACAUUUCAUACUUAAAAUUUGUUUUACUUAUUUAAAAUACUCCUGAGAACUCCCCUUUCUUCUACAGGUCUGCAUCAACCGCAGAAAUGUCCCUACUUACAGUGAUUCUCUGAACGUGAGGCCUGUGAUGGAUACAGGUUACUGGACAGCUGUUGUUCAGACAUUAGUUUGGAACAAAGCUGAUUUGUGUAACUGCUGACUGUACAUACUGCAUGACACCAGUUCAGUACUAACUGCAUGUGUUGAUCACGUAACAGCUGUAUCACAACACACACGUACGCUCGCUCACACACACUCCUAAAACAAUGUUACUGUCAGACCUGUAGUAUGUAAAUGUGUAAUGUCUCUUUUGGACACACAGAGAGCGUUGAUGUGCGUUGAUGGAAUGUAACAAUAAAUCAUUCGUACCACUGA